CCUUCAUCUUCAUUUCGUGAUUGUCGUCGCGCUACUCGAGUCCCGCAUCCAUGACGCAGCAAGACGUUCGCCAGGCGCUGGACGCCCCCGCACUGACGGCCUACAUCCACUCGCGACUGGGCGCGUCGCACGGCGCCAUCGCGUCCAUCCGUCAGUUCCAGCAUGGCCAAUCUAACCCCACCUAUCUGCUGACAAUGGCCGGCUCGAAGGCCAAAUGGGUGCUGCGUAAGAAGCCGCACGGGCAAAUCUUGCCCUCAGCGCACGCUGUAGAGCGUGAAUAUCGUGUGUUAGAAGCGCUGGAGCACACGGAGGUGCCUGUGCCUCGCGCCGUGCUGCUGUGUGAGGACCCGAAGGUCAUCGGAACGCCUUUCUACCUCAUGGAAUACGUACAUGGCCGUAUCUUCCAAGACCCUUCGCUGCCUGGCAUUAAGCCGAUGUACCGCUACGCCAUGUACAGCUCGGCAUUGGAUGCGUUGGUUAAGUUGCACGAGCUGGACUACAAGAAGAUCGGGUUGGCCGACUUCGGUCGCCCUGAGAAAUACUGUCACCGCGUUGUGGCUCGCUGGAGCCGACAGGUGCAGGGCAGUCACAAGGUCUUCGCUGAGGCUGGAGUCAAGGAGAACCCAAAGAUGACGCAGCUGCAGCAUUGGCUAGAACAGAACGCUGACGACGCCGAGAAGGCCACGACCCGUGCAGAGGGAGCCAGUAUUGUCCACGGAGACUUCCGCAUUGACAACAUGAUCUUCCACCCGACCGAGCCACGUGUGCUGGCCAUCUUGGACUGGGAGCUGUGUACUAUUGGCAAUCCGUUCUCGGAUGUAGCCACCUUGGCGUCAACCUACAGACUGCCCCUCGACAACUCGAACACUAUCAUGACUCCUGGACUAUCAGAUGCUCCGUUGAAGAAACUAGGCAUCCCGUCGGAGAGUGACUUGUUGCUAGGAUACUGUCGUCGCGCCAGACGUUUUCCGUUAACCACUCAGACGUGGAACUUCUUUAUGGGAAUGGUAGUUUACCGCUUCGCUGCGAUCUGCCACGGAGUAUACGCCCGUGCACUACUAGGCAACGCGUCGUCGGCCAAUGCUGCGUGCGCCAAGACGACAAUGGACCGACUACUGGCUAUGAGCGACGACAUCAUGGACGCGUCGGCGGAUAUCUACCCUGAGCCAGAGUUGGAGCACAUCCUGCCCUUCCCUAUCCGUCCCCAUGCGCUGCAGAUCUACAAGAAGCUCUUGAAGUUCUGCCAGAACCGUGUGUAUCCUGCUGAGUAUGUACACAUUGCUCAGAUCGCCAAGGCUCGCGAAGAAGGUCGUGAAUGGCAGAUUGUUCCUCCUAUUAUCGACGAGCUGAAGGCUGAAGCAAAGGCUUUGGGACUCUGGAACCUCUUCCUGCCUGAGUGUGUGGUGCCAGCACUGGGCGGUAACGGACCUGACGUUAACUACGGUGGAGACCUGACCAACCUCGAGUACGGACUCAUGUGUGAAGUGAUGGGACGGUCCCUUGUGUUGGCUCCGGAGGUUUUCAACUGCUCGGCACCGGAUACCGGCAACAUGGAGAUCCUCACGCGAUUCUGCACUGUGGAGCAGAAGCACAAGUGGCUCGUUCCUUUGCUCAAGGGCGAGAUCCGCUCUUGCUUUGCUAUGACGGAGAAGCGUGUGGCUUCGUCUGAUGCCACGAACAUCGAAACGAGCAUUGUGCGUGACGAGCAGCGUCAGGAAUAUGUCAUCAAUGGCCACAAGACGUACAUCUCGGGAGCUGGGGACCCGCGAUGCAAGAUCAUCGUUCUUAUGGGUAAGCACUCCGAAAGAGCCAACGAGAGUUCAUUCAAACAGCAGUCGAUGAUCCUCGUGCCAAUGGACACGCCUGGAGUGCAGGUCGUGAGGCCUAUGCACGUGUUUGGCUACGACGACGCACCGCACGGACACAUGGAGAUGCUGUUCAAGGACGUUCGUGUCCCGUUCAGCAACGUUCUGCUCGGCGAAGGUCGCGGCUUUGAGAUCGCUCAGGCUCGUCUCGGACCUGGUCGUAUCCACCACUGUAUGCGUGCGAUCGGAGCUGCUGAACGUUGUCUUGAGCUGAUGGUGCAACGUGCCAAGACGCGGACGGCGUUCAAGCAGCUACUGGCCGAGAACCCGCUCGUGUGCUCUCAGAUUGCCAAGUCGCGUUGUGAACUGGACAGCGCGCGGUUGUUGACUCUGCAGGCCGCACAUCAGAUGGACAAGCACGGCAACAAGGUUGCUCAGCAAGCUAUCGCUAUGAUAAAGAUCGUGGCGCCCAACAUGGCGCUGGACGUGUGCGACCGUGCUAUCCAGAUCCACGGCGCUGCUGGCGUGAGUCAGGACUUUAUCCUAUCGUACUUGUACGCUGCUCUGCGCACGCUGCGUAUCGCCGACGGACCCGAUGAGGUGCACAUGCGCACCAUCGCAAAACUCGAGCUGAGCCACUCGAAGCUGUAAGAAGUGAUGGCAACCGAGGCUAGAGUUGAGAGGAGUCCAAUUUGAAUAAUGAGUGGCAAUGUAAGGCAAAAUUGAGCGUGGAAUCAUCUGUGCUGUACCGUGGGUGAAGUAGUCUACCAUCCUAGUUCGCUGUAGUUUUCUUGCGUCUGUAGAUUGCGUAGUCCGCAUAUUUAACGUAUUGUGGAGUGAGGAUGGGGAUGUAGAACGAUCGGUACGGCGAUUUAGAUCGUUCUGCAUCGAGGAACGGCUCCGAGUGCACGAGUUCCCACGUUGUGGGCUCCUCCCAGAACUUAAUUUCCUGUUGUCCUGGUAGAUUCAAAUCCACCACGUAGUCGCAAGUUUCAAGCGG
Messenger RNA from Phytophthora nicotianae INRA-310, 2805 nucleotides. RefSeq lists its product as hypothetical. The transcript has a single exon. Bases 51 to 2456 code for a protein of 801 amino acids. The record is from RefSeq and is a predicted model, not a curated record. NCBI's taxonomy places the organism in Eukaryota, Oomycota, Peronosporomycetes, Peronosporales, Peronosporaceae. Gene Ontology annotation, molecular function: flavin adenine dinucleotide binding; oxidoreductase activity, acting on the CH-CH group of donors.